This is a messenger RNA of Mytilus trossulus (common blue mussel), 1199 nucleotides long. RefSeq lists its product as uncharacterized. The record is from RefSeq and is a predicted model, not a curated record. The coding region runs from base 1 to 1047 and encodes 348 amino acids. NCBI's taxonomy places the organism in Eukaryota, Metazoa, Mollusca, Bivalvia, Mytilida, Mytilidae. The transcript is spliced from 2 exons.
AUGGCAGAAGAAAAUAGAAACGGAGAUAUUUCUCCGGUGGAAGAAGAUACUUUGGAGGAUUCCUCUCGUGAAGGGCAGAAGCCACCUUCAUCUUCGUCUGUAGUUACGAAGAAAAAGAGGAAGUCGAGGUCUAAGUAUUCGGAGUUAGAAGAUAAGUGGAACACAAAGUUCGGAAACUUAAAUAGUAAGUUAGAUAGCAUGUUUGACUUGUUAAAGGGUGAACUAACAGCUAGACAUGUACAGACAAGUACCGCAAAUGGUGACAAUAUAAAUACGUCUGAUAAUUCACUGUCACAAAGACAGUCCAGUUCAACUUCAAGUCUGUCACAAAGACAGACGAGUAAAAGUCAGUCACAAAGACCGACACUUAGGUCUAGAGAUUCAGAUAAUGAAUCAGCUGAUGAUCGUGAUGAUGUAAUGUCUUUGCAACCAGGUCAAAACGAAGUUUUGGGUUCAGGGACAGAGUCUGACAAUGAAGACUCUAAUGAUGAACAGUUGUCAAGUAAGGCAAAGAAAUGUUUAUUUGAUAUUUUUGGUGAGGAUGCCAUUGCCAAGAAAACAGAGAAAAAAAUUGGCAUUACAAUGGAUGAUUCUCAAAAAGAGGUUCUAAUGGGUCACUGGCGUGCACUCAAACCUAAUUUAGUAUCAGCAUUUGCUGAAGAAACUAAAGAACUAUUUCCUGUUGAUGAGGAAACAGAAAAAUUCCUUCAGGUACCAACUUUAGAUGAUUUCAUUGGAAAUUGUUUAGUUAAAAGAAAAGACAAAGAUAAAACUCUUGAUGAUUUGUUGCCUGAUAUUUUCCCAAAAGACAGGAAAAGGAAAACACCUUCAACAGAGGAUUCUAGUAAAGCUAAAAAGGCUAAAAUAGAGAAAUCAGAUCAAAACAAAGACAAGUCAUCUGAGAAUUUUCGUAUCCCAAAACUGUCUUCCAACACAGGACCUAGAAAGUUCACCAAAAAGACAGAGGAUGGAAAAUUCUCCAAACCAGAUACUGGUUACAAGAAGACUCCCUUUCCGGCUAGAGGAGGGAAGUCCUUUAGAAAAUGACAAGGAUGAAGAAUGAGUUCUUCCUCGGCGAGUCGCUGAGGGAGAGUGUAUAUAUGUUUUUCGUUAUGUGGGAAUGGUGGUGGAUUUUAAAUGCACAUAGAUGACAGUUUGCCUGAGUGUUUAAAAACACAGGUUUUUAACGGCCAAUCUGU